Molecule: messenger RNA, 3229 nt
Organism: Nothoprocta perdicaria
Lineage: Eukaryota; Metazoa; Chordata; Aves; Tinamiformes; Tinamidae
Gene: CAST
Product: calpastatin
Exons: 30
Coding region: 1-2355 (784 amino acids)
Cellular component (GO): cytoplasm
Molecular function (GO): calcium-dependent cysteine-type endopeptidase inhibitor activity
Source: RefSeq, a predicted model, not a curated record
AUGGCGUUCGCGCGGUGGUGGUACGCCAUGCGUGGCGAGAAGAAGACAAAUGAAGCUUCUUCUGAAUCAGGGGAGAAAAAAGCAGAAACAGCAGAGAAGAAAUUGGCAAGUGCUAGUGUCAGUCAGCCCUCCAAAGCACAGACAAGUGGAGCACCUUCUACCCUCACGAAACAAUCUCCCUCUGCUGAUGCAACAAAAUCACAUAUUAUGGAGCCAUCUGAAACAAAGCUCACACCAACAACCAAAGCAGAACCUGGAAAAACUGCACAGUCAACCAAGCCAACAGACUCUCAAGCUAAACAGACAACAGACUCUCAAACUAAACAGCCAACUGAAGGGAAGCAAAAAGAAAUCAGUGAUGGAAAAGAACUAAUUGGACCUUCUGUGACAACAGCUUCUAAAACCAAUAAUGCAGGAAAAGAAACUACAAGUCAAACUGAACAGCCCUCCCAACCAACCUCCAUAGAAAUAGCAAAGGCUAAGUCUGAAAAUAAGUCUGUAUCAGGUGCUACAGCUGUUGCAACUGCACCAGCACCAACUGCACCUGCAAGUGUGGCUACUACAGCUGUUGAGUCGAGCACUGAGCCUGCUAUGGAUGAGUCUGCACUGGACAGCCUAAUAGAUACUCUAGGUGGACCUGAGGAAGAUGCACCUGCUGGUCCAGUUUACACUGGUCCAGAGCUUACGGAAGAUAUUUCUAAAAAAUACUUAGAAGAACUGGGUAAGCGGGAAGGUAGUCUUCCUCCAGACUAUGUUAAAUUGUUGAAGAGCAAAGUGGACAGCAAGGAUGGAGUUCCACCAAAAAAAGAUGAACCUUCUGAGAAACCAAUGACAGAUGAUGAGCUUGCAGAUGCCCUUUCAUCUGAUUUUACCUGUAGCACUGCUUCUACUGAAGAAAAGAAGGAAACAGUGACAGAGAAGCCAAGCAAGGAAGGAGAGAUCGUUCAAGCAGUAGCAGCAAGUUCUGUCAAAAGCUCUGCUCCUCCAAAGGAGAAGAAAACAAAAUCAAAAGAGGAAAUCAAGGAUGAUGCAAUGGAAGCUCUUCUUGAUACUCUUGGUGAACCCGAACCGGAACCUGAAGAAGAUCUCAGCACUAUUGUAGAGGUGUCAGAGGUAAAAGCAAAAGAGAAGAAAGAAGAAAAGCAAGGAGAGCGUGAUGAUACAAUACCCCCAGAACACAGGUUAAAACCAGAGUUGGAUAAAGAUGGAAAACCUAUAUUACCAAAACCUGAAGAAAUACCUAAGGCUUUGAGUGAAUCUGAUCUUGCUGACGAAUUUUCAAAGGACUUUGCCUGCCCUGUGCAGCCUGCAGUACAUGCCAAGCCAUCGAAGGCCAGCACCGUGCCUGAGAAGCCUUCAGCUCCUGUGCCUGCAAAAACUGCUAAGGAUGAAGUGGUUCCUCGCGCCGCAGCUUGCACAGUCCAGGCUUCAGCUCCAUCAAAGGUUUCUUCAGUUGGUCAUGAGGCAGAUGAAGCGUUAGAAGCCUUGUCUAAGAGUCUUGGAAAGAAGGAGCCUGAUCCAGAAGAGAAGAAACCUGCUGUGGAUAAAGUCAAGGAGAAAACCAAACAGGAAGACCGCAAAAAACUGGGUGAAGAUGAAGAAACAAUUCCUCCAGACUAUAGAUCAAGAGAAGCCAAAGAUAAAGAUGGCAAACCACUCUUGCCAAAACCCGAAGAAAAAUCUCAGCCUAUGAGUGAAAAAGAUCUUGUAGAGGGUUUGACAAAAGGAUUUUCCUGUUCUCCAGCCCCUUCUGCACCAUUACCAACACCAACAAAGAAAAACAAGAAGGGUAAAAAAUCUGCAGGUUCCUCUGAAGUUGUCUCUGCUGCUACAGUUUCUUCAGUGCACUCGGCAGCUCCUCCAGCUUCUACCUCUGGAGGAAAAGAGAUGGAUGAAGCCUUAGAUCUGCUGUCUGAUUCCUUGGGACAAAGAGAACCUGAUCCCGAUGAGAACAAACCCAUUGUGGAUAAAGUAAAGGAAAAGGCUAAAUCUGAGCACAGAGACAAACUAGGAGAAAGAGAGGAUACUAUCCCACCAGACGCUCGGAAACUUCUGGAGUCGGGCGAACAAGAUAAACCAGGAAAGCCAGGAAAACCAGCAAAGGAUGGUGGGAAAUCCAAGGAAAAAAAGAAGCCUUCAGAUGACUCUGCAGCCAUUGAUGCUCUAUCGGGUGACUUUGAUACCUGUGCAAAGGCUCCUGCCACACCACAGCACUCAAAGUGUAGAACAAAAGCGGAAAAAACACCAGCGCUAAGCCAAGCGCGAAGGAGGAAAGAAAGCCCAAAGAUCCUAAAAAGGCAAGGGAACAGUCCUCCGGCAGCAAAUCUGAGAAGCAGAAAACAAGCUAAACGUUAACAUUACCGGGAUCUUGGCAAAUGAUAUACCAAGUCUUCUUUCUGCUGCUGAAUAAUUAUUCCUGAAGAACAAAUGCUGAUGCAAAAAGCAUGUGGUUAUUCUGGGUGUUUUUUGUACAGUGAUAUUUGCUGGAGGACUUUCAUGUUUUCUUUUAGAAGUUUUUUUUUUUCCUAGCCAUUCAUUUUAUUGUACUGAUGCAUUUUGAAUUUUUGUAGUUUUCUACAAAAGUAGAAAACUUACUGUUAAAUAGCUUUUUUUUCAGUUCUGAGAGGGAAAGGAUGCUUUAUAUUUGUAAGAGAUAUAUUUCAUAAAUUAAUAGCAAUGCCAAAAGAGAAAAAAAUUGCAAACUUUUGCACAUAAUCUUCACAUAGUGCCUGUAAAUCUCAGACAAGUUUCUACGUAUGCGCUAGCAUUUUUAUGUUACAUUGCAGUGAACGCAUUAGGGAUCGUGGAGCGCAGCGAGCUUUAGCUGUCCUCAGCCCGGCCGGACGCUGCGCUUCCGAGGCAGCGGCUGCUGAGAAACCCUCCAUCAGCUGGGGACAUCUAAACAAUGAGAAACUGGUAACUUAAAUGCUUCCAGAGCAUCUAAUUGAAAAGAUACGUUUUGGAUGGUGCCUUAACCAUGGCUAGAACAACGACCCCGAAACCACUAGGGAAGGAGUCUUGCUUGUUUACUUCAAAUUGCAACUGUGCUGUUAUCUCGUAUUUCCAGGCGUCUCAGGACUUGAUCCAAAUGCAAAUCACCAAGUACCAUAGACCAUUAUUAUCAUGGAAGUGGGGAGAAAACGGAGGUGCAGGAGCCUUAAUGGGAGGUUCAGGAGGAACUCGGAGCAGGUUGCUGCACUGCGGCCUGUGUUCACACCGCACUGGCAGC